AAUUCAUUCCCUAGAUGAUAUUUCUUAACAGUCUAUUUGACUACCUAUCCCUUCUUAUUAUUUGGAAGUGGGUCACUGGUUCUCAAGCUGAUUUGUACCAUGUAAUGAUCUACAUGUUCCUGAGCCCGACAGAUGAUUUGGGUGAAAACCAACUCUUUGUUGGUCAGAAAAAUCUGCAGCUUGUGCUUUUGCUUCUAGCUGUUGUCGCUGUGCCUUGGAUGCUUUUGCCAAAACCUUUUAUUUUGAAGAAGCAACAUCAAGAUAGGCAUGGAGUUGAAUCCUAUAUACCACUCGAAAGCACAGAGGAGAGCUUGCAAGUGGAGGCAAGUCAUGAUUCUCAUGUUCAUAAGGAAUUUGAUUUCAGUGAAAUCUUUGUACAUCAACUCAUUCACACCAUAGAAUUUGUACUUGGAGCAGUGUCUAAUACAGCUUCUUACCUUCGUCUGUGGGCCCUUAGUCUUGCUCAUUCAGAGUUAUCAAGUGUUUUUUUAAUGUUCUCUUGCAUUUCUAUUCUACUUGAUGCUAAGGGAUUUUCUCAUAUACCCUGGAGAUUUCGGGAUAAGAAAGAGGCUGUGGAACCCGAGGCAGACCCAGAAAGGGAUCAGAGAUCUGUUUUUGCUUACUAG
Molecule: messenger RNA, 626 nt
Organism: Gastrolobium bilobum
Lineage: Eukaryota; Viridiplantae; Streptophyta; Magnoliopsida; Fabales; Fabaceae
Product: V-type proton ATPase subunit a2-like
Exons: 6
Coding region: 15-626 (203 amino acids)
Biological process (GO): proton transmembrane transport; vacuolar acidification
Cellular component (GO): vacuolar proton-transporting V-type ATPase complex; proton-transporting V-type ATPase, V0 domain
Molecular function (GO): ATPase binding; proton-transporting ATPase activity, rotational mechanism
Source: RefSeq, a predicted model, not a curated record